Gregarina niphandrodes is the source of this 573-nucleotide messenger RNA. RefSeq lists its product as hypothetical. The record is from RefSeq and is a predicted model, not a curated record. NCBI's taxonomy places the organism in Eukaryota, Apicomplexa, Conoidasida, Eugregarinorida, Gregarinidae. The transcript has a single exon. The coding region runs from base 1 to 573 and encodes 190 amino acids.
AUGGGGCCGAUAUCUGAUGAUGAACCACAGAGAAGCAGGACCAAAUGCCACGGUGAACCAGCGGCACGAACCGGGCAGUUGUCAGAGUUGCAGAGUCAAGUAUGGCCGGUAGUGCAGUCACACCAAGAGGAGGGAGAUCCGGUUCCCUGGGCAGACAUUGCCUGGGCAAACAGGAGUGGGGAGCAGAAGACUGAGCGACACCCCGGUUGCAAACGACACCCCGGUUGCAAACGACACCCCGGUUGCGAGAUGUUCUUGCCCGCAUGCCGCUGGAGUCUGUCGCUGUCGAGCUUUUCCAGCUGGGACGCGACCGCUGACACGGACCUAAGAGCUUUCGUGGGGACUAUGAUGCAUUUAUGUAUCGAAGAAGACCGGACGGCGGCAGAGCGUUACGGAAAAGAGUGGAUGGAUCGGGAAGGGAUAAUGUCGGAGGAAGGUAAGCGAGAGGUAGCCGAGCAUGCGGUGAAUUGGAUCAACCUAGACACGCUGAAAGAAUGUUGCGGCAGGAACGCGCUAAACUUUGAUCUCUGUUGGUGGCAACUUAGCUGGCGUGAUGAAAGAGCAGUUCUGUAG